This is a messenger RNA of Podospora anserina S mat+, 2088 nucleotides long. RefSeq lists its product as uncharacterized. NCBI's taxonomy places the organism in Eukaryota, Fungi, Ascomycota, Sordariomycetes, Sordariales, Podosporaceae. The coding region runs from base 1 to 2088 and encodes 695 amino acids. Gene Ontology annotation, biological process: regulation of GTPase activity; signal transduction. Gene Ontology annotation, cellular component: cytoplasm. The record is from RefSeq and is a predicted model, not a curated record. The transcript is spliced from 4 exons.
AUGGGCCGGAGCAAGCCUGUACCGCAGCCGCUUACGCUGCCGCCCAGCGACGACUCUCGUGGUGAAACUGUCCCCAAUUCCGCUCGACUGACGACGGCUUCGCCCCGAUCCCCGCGCUCCCCUUUCCGCUUCGGCCAAAAAAAGUCUGAGAACGCCGGAGAGCCUCUGCAGCUUGCCGACGUCUUGCACCAGCCUGAGAAGCAGAGUCCAAUUCACAAUCACCAACACGAACACCAGCUUCAGCAGCAACAACAACAACAACAGCAGCAGCAGCAGCACCAGCCGCGGCCCCAAUACCAGCCCUCAGUCCAAGCCCAGAGCCAACCACACGUCAAUUCACCAGGCCAAGCCCCGCUCCCUACUGAGCAACUAGCUGAGAAACGCCCCCUUGACCACACUCCCACCUCCUCGCCGCCAUUGCACUCACCAGGAGACCGGACUGCCGACCAACAGAAUCGACUGCCCAACCAGCCCCCGCCGCACCUUGGCCACAGAAACCCGCGGCACGACGACGACAAGGCUUCAAAGUCGAGUUUCUUCUUCAACUUUGGAAAGGCGGCCAGGCCGUCGGACCGUCCCUCCACACACCAACACUCAGACUCCCGCGCUGAAACUAUGUCAAGAGAUUCUGAACAUUCCACGCCUUCGAAUCAGAGCACUAAGCAUUCGGAACCACCCCAGCAGGAGACCUCAGCGCAAAGAUCCAUUCCCCAGUUGCCGUCCAGAUCUCAAGUGUCACUAGCCUCGUCUGCCGAUCACGAUAGCCAAAACAAUUCCGCCAACGCCUCCGGCUCGAAAAAGCACAAACCAAAGCCCUUCAACCUACUGAGCCGAAACAGAUCGUUCAAGGACAAGGAAAACAAGGAGACCAAGAGCAGUCCGAGCCCCAGGGAACAGACUCUGGCACCAUUAAAAGCCGGCGACUCGGAGAGGCUUGCCCCUCUGAAAACUGCCCCGCUCCAGGCACACGACCGAUCGUUCCGCGACAUGAUGUCCUCGGCGGUCCGCAACCAUUCGGCGGAAAGGCCGCAGGCGAGAGAGAUUGGCGGAGGAAAGGGAAGGGACCAAGAUGGGGGACAUCGAGGCUUGCCUUCCUCUCUAAGAGAGGCGGGCGGAUCCGCAUUUUUCAGUAAUCUCAAGAACAGCAAAGCUGCCGGCAUUAUCAGCACCCGUUUGUUCGGCAAGGACAGCAAGAACGAGCCCCCAGUACCAAGAGAGCCAUUGAUAGAUGACGAGAGUUAUGUGCUCAAAGUCAUCAACCUGCCUCUCGUGGAGCAGACACGGUUGACCAGGAUAUCAAAGCGGCUGGAGGAUUCGCGAGACAAGACGGAGUUCUGGAUGCCCGCCUUCCCAUGGAGAGCGAUUGACUACCUUAACUAUAAAGGAAGUGACGUAGAAGGAUUGUACCGGGUACCAGGCAGUGGACCGCAAAUCAAGAAGUGGCAAAGGAAGUUCGACGAAGAACUCGAUGUUGAUCUGUUUGAGCAGCCGGAUCUUUACGACAUCAAUAUUAUUGGGUCGAUGUUGAAGGCUUGGUUACGAGAGUUACCUGACGAGCUGUUUCCCAAAUCAGCCCAAGACAGGAUCGCCAGAGAAUGCGCAGGCGCAGAGACGGUCCCCCAGCUGCUCAUCGACGAACUUUCGAACCUUUCGCCUUUCAACUACUACCUCUUGUUUGCCAUCACGUGCCAUCUCAGUCUGUUGCUUGCCCACUCCGACAAGAACAAGAUGGAUUUCCGCAAUCUCUGCAUUUGCUUCCAGCCCUGCAUGAAGAUUGAUGCCUUUUGCUUCAAGUUCUUGGUGUGCGACUGGCGCGAGUGCUGGAAGGGCUGCAAGAACGAGGCCAAGUACAUCGAGGAGGAGUAUGCGCUCUUUGAUCAGCCACCACCUAUGCGAGCUAUCGGCGAGGCGAGGAGGAACGGAGCUCCCCUGAAUGAGGAACACAAGCCAGAACCCCACAGGCCAGAGCCCCGGAAUAUUUCGUCAUCGAACAGCAGCAAGAGCUCCAUCAGAGGCGCGGCCGACAACCAACAGCCGCAGCAAAAGCAAUCACGACCAAAGAAGAAGGCGCUGCCGGAGAUGACAUAG